AUGUCCACUGACAAUGGUACGCAACCACAACCAGAGCUACCACAAGACAAAGCCGAAGAGAAAUCGAAAGAUCCAUCGCUUUCAGCAAUAGCCGAGAACAAUAAUGACAGCAGCGUUCCGGAUCCCCGCUUGGAAGUACAAAGUGGUGUGGUUCGCGAUGGGGAGUAUGUAAUCUUGGCGUUCGGAGACGGAAGAAAGUUCUUUGCGCAAUGUCAGACUCGUGCUAGAGGAAAGUCCACCCCCGUCAAGAUCCACAAGCGCUCGUACCACACUUGGCAGUUGGUGGGGUUGAAAUACGGAAAGGUUUUGGAGCUUGGACAAUCCGGUCUGGUUCCACUGCCGGAUGGUGAAGAGGUGAUUCCCUCCAAUCCCUACAUUGCUGAAAAUGCCGUUGCCACGGUAGCAGCAACAGCAGCAACUGAUGACAGCAAGGGUGGAGCAGACGUGGCUGUAGCCGAGGAUAACGAAAUGGAGGAUACCACCUUUCCACCCAUUCAGCAAGACAACGAUAAUCGACAUUUAUUGAUGGGUGACAAAUCCCAAGCUAUGGAUCAAGACGAUCUGAGACAGCUGCGUGAAGAAGGAGCUCAUGGGUCUGAAAUUGUGGAGGCGCUCAUUGAAAAUUCUUCUUCUUUCAAGAACAAGACCGAGUUUAGCAAAGCAAAGUACAUUCUAAGAAAACAGAAGAAGUAUCAACCACGCUGCCGGAUGGUGCGCUGCACAGCAUACACAAUCUGCGAGGCACUCUAUAUCAAGGAUUCCAGAAAAUUAAUGAAUAUGCGCGAAGAUACCCUUGGCCAAAUAUUGAGCUAUUCCAAUGUCAGUGCGGGAUGUCAAGCCCUUGUUUUUGAAAAUUGCAUGGGUAUCGUUACUGGUGCUGUAGCUGAGAGAAUGGGUGGAUACGGACGCAUUUUAUCUGUCUACACGGGACAACAACCAGCCUUUGUGGAAAUGCUCAGUCGCUUCAACCUGACGUUUGCCCAAAGUCACUCCAUCAAAUGGCUUCAUUCCGGCGAUGUUUUUAUGGAAGACAAUACCGAGGCACCACCACCGCCCGCCGACGCUAUUGACACGGAAUUGGAAGAACGAGAACAACUGAAAUGGCCUUGUCCCUUACAAGAACAUACUCGCCAGUACAUGCAAACCAUGGCAAAAGAUAAGCAAAAGAAGGAUUUCUUGGCCAAACGCUGCAAUCGAUUUGCUCGGAAGCUGACACGACACACAACCUUGGAAGUCAACCAAAUGCUAGCCGAACGCAAAUGUGAUAGCGUGAUUAUCGUUACACGAACCGACCCAACGGCCACCUUGCUCGGAUUGUUGCCGUAUUUGGCACCCUCUGGUCCGUUUGUCGUCUAUUGCGAGUUCAUUGAACCCCUGACCGAAUGUUUUCUGGAGAUGCAACGGCGUAGUCUAGCCAUCAACUUGAGACUGAGUGACACCUGGAUGCGAGAAUAUCAGGUAUUGCCAGGAAGAACUCAUCCCAAUAUGAACAUUAGCCAAAGCGGGGGUUUCAUAUUGACAGGAAUCAAACUUUGUCCUGUCACUGGAAAGAAUGAGUUGGACGAGGAGUUGAUGAAGGAGAUUCGCAGUGAGAUUGGGGGUCGCAGAGGGCGAAAGCCCAAAAAGAAAGAAAACCCAUCCAAUGAAAAAGACAGCAACAUGCCAAAGAAAAAGCGCAGGCGCUAA
Messenger RNA from Seminavis robusta, 1686 nucleotides. NCBI's taxonomy places the organism in Eukaryota, Bacillariophyta, Bacillariophyceae, Naviculales, Naviculaceae. The record is from the annotation of a GenBank genome assembly.